AACCGCAGCGCAACGGCUUCAGAUAACUCGUCACGUUUCUGUCACGCUUUCCUAUCGCGUAUAAUGUCGUCCAGACUUCCGGACCGAUCCAACUGGAAGCGAAGUCGCUCUCGAUCGCCGUCGUCGCGCCCACCGCACAAGUUCGCCCGCCGAGACGACGACUACAAUGGCUCCCGAAACAUCAAGGACCAAGUCCGGUUGAAUCAGCUCCAGGAAGCGGAACAGGCCCGACAAUGGGUAGCACAGGAGGAUGUCUUUGUUCUCAAGCAGGCGAAAAAGAAGGCGGAGAUUCGGGUUAAAGAGGGAAGGGCGAAGCCGAUCGACUGGCUUACCGUCACCUUGCGCGUUAUCGAUCCGACCCGAGAUCCCCACGACGAUGAGAUCGCGGACUCAGAUUUGGAUCUGGUAGACCCGGAUGGGGUAUUUGAGGGUCUUUCGCAGAGCGAGUUGCUGGACUUGGAGAAGGAUAUUGAGACGUUUUUGGGUCUGGAGACGAAUUCUCAGAACCGGGAUUUUUGGAGAACUAUGAAAGUGAUUUGUCGCGAUCGCCAAAAGUCCACUGCCCCCGAAGGCCGCGCCCUCAGCUCCGUCGCCGCAGACAUCAACAGGCUACUGAGCCCCAAGAGCUACGAACAACUGCAGAACCUCGAGGUACAAGUCCGCAAGAAGCUGGAUUCGAACGAGCCGAUUGAUACAGACUACUGGGAGGAGCUCUUGCGCAGCCUCACGGUGUGGAAGGCUCGCGCCAAAGUGAAGAAGGUAUUCCAGGCGGUCAUCGACGAGCGUGUGCGCGGGCUGCGCGAUCAGCAGCGUGAAGAAGCCGAAUCUGUUCGAGAUAGGCUUGCUCCCUUAGCUCCGGCAAUCGAAUCGACAUCCAAUGCGCCCGACGAACGUGACUUCCGUGGUUUGGAUCCCGACCCGUUGCUUCAGAUCCGGCCGGAGGAUAAGGGAUUGGAGAUAGUGGAUGAAGACGCUUUUCUCAGUCAAGUGGCCCGCGAUCGUCAAAAGGUUUUAAAGAUGGGUUACGUUCCCCUGCGCCAGCGACAGGUGGAGAAACCAUCAGCCAUGCCGGUGGCCCAGACAUCCAGCAUCUCGGUUUCUACGGCCCCCACGCGCUUUUCCGCCAUACCCAACGAGGAUUUCUCACAGGCCACCAAGGCCCUGUAUGAGCGCGAACUCGCCAAGGGCGUCAGUGAGAACGAGGAGAUCUUCACCGGCGAGGAGUCUGUCAGCACGGGCGCGCAGCCACUGUGGGCGAACAAAUACCGGCCUCGCAAGCCCCGGUACUUCAACCGGUGCCAAAUGGGCUACGAGUGGAAUAAAUACAACCAGACUCACUACGAUCACGAUCACCCACCUCCCAAGGUCGUCCAGGGCUACAAAUUCAACAUCUUCUACCCCGACCUCAUCGAUAAAACCAAAGCCCCGACCUAUCGCAUAGAGCGCGAACAUGGACGAAAGCGCGGGCAGUCUUUUGCGGCUGCUGGUGAGGAGGAUACCUGUCUCAUCCGGUUUAUGGCUGGACCCCCGUACGAGGACAUCGCAUUCCGGAUUGUCGAUAAAGAGUGGGACUAUAGUGCGAAACGAGAGCGAGGCUUCAAGAGUACCUUUGACAAGGGGAUUUUGCAACUACACUUCCAAUUUAAGCGGAUCUAUUACCGGAAGUAAAAGCGGUACAUACCAUGUGGAAUCAAACGACUCAGCAUCUUAUUUUUCAUGAGCUGGACCCAUCUGUAGCCCAUCGUCGCAUUUUUUUUUGUCCAUUUUCACUGUCCUUAACCCUACCCCGCUAAAUCCUGUCCUUCUCCACCCCAGUAUGGACCUACAGCGAGAUACAUCUCCGCAGCUCUGAUUGGGCUGGAGAUAGCAACCACCCUCACCAACAUUGGACCCCGAUUCAAUUACAGGCUAAGAUGUAUCAGACUGUCGGACAUUCAGUGCCAUGAUCUGGGGCCCGGCUUCUUUUUAUUAAUUAUUUCGGCACUUACGCCCCGCAGAUCAUGGCCGACACGUGCGCAGAGCCCCCUCGAGGUUUAAUUCUACUCCCAUCAAAUAUCACCUUGAUCCUCAACCCUGUCAUUCUUGCUCCUAAGAACAACCUCUUCGUCAUCACCUACACGAUAAACGUCACGUGCUCUAUCAAGAUAGGGCAAGUCGGCCACAGGCGUCACAUUGUCUUCACAGGGUCAGGGGGGCGGGAACGGGAAAGGGAAAGGGGGUAGACGUCACGAACCGAGCGGCUUUCUGGUGCCACAGCGGCACUUGCACAAUCCGGUGAAGCAUUCCGGCUGGUCGGGGAAGCGGGAGAAGGCUUCAG
Aspergillus candidus is the source of this 2317-nucleotide messenger RNA. RefSeq names its product splicing factor cactin. NCBI's taxonomy places the organism in Eukaryota, Fungi, Ascomycota, Eurotiomycetes, Eurotiales, Aspergillaceae. Bases 64 to 1668 code for a protein of 534 amino acids. The transcript has 5 exons. Gene Ontology annotation, biological process: mRNA cis splicing, via spliceosome. Gene Ontology annotation, molecular function: protein binding. The record is from RefSeq and is a predicted model, not a curated record. Gene Ontology annotation, cellular component: cytoplasm; spliceosomal complex.